Jaculus jaculus (lesser Egyptian jerboa) is the source of this 2427-nucleotide messenger RNA. It is a transcript of the gene Tk2, whose product is annotated as thymidine kinase 2. Gene Ontology annotation, cellular component: cytoplasm; mitochondrion. The transcript has 10 exons. Gene Ontology annotation, biological process: nucleobase-containing compound metabolic process. The record is from RefSeq and is a predicted model, not a curated record. NCBI's taxonomy places the organism in Eukaryota, Metazoa, Chordata, Mammalia, Rodentia, Dipodidae. Gene Ontology annotation, molecular function: ATP binding; deoxynucleoside kinase activity. Bases 2 to 808 code for a protein of 268 amino acids.
UAUGCUGCUGCGGCCGCCGCUGCGAGGUUGGGCCUGCGGGGCGCUGCGUAGUUUAGGGAUGGGGAGCCCCGGGAGCCCGGCGUCGGGCACCCGGCCUCGAGGGGCGCCUCGCCGCGCCUGGCCUCUGGAUAAAGAUAGAGAAAAUGACAAAGAGAAAAAAUCAGUGAUUUGCAUUGAAGGCAAUAUUGCAAGUGGGAAGACGACAUGCCUGGAGUACUUCUCCAACACAUCAGAUGUCGAGGUGUUAAUGGAGCCUGUGCUCAAGUGGAGAAAUGUCCGUGGCCAUAAUCCUCUGGGUCUGAUGUAUCAGGAUGCCUGUCGAUGGGGCCUCACGCUGCAGACAUAUGUCCAGCUCACCAUGCUGGAGCAACAUACUCGUCCUCAGAUAUCACCUGUGCGGUUGAUGGAACGGUCGGUUCACAGCGCCAGAUAUGUUUUUGUAGAAAAUCUAUACAGAAGUGGGAAGAUGCCUGAAGUGGACUAUGUGAUUCUGUCUGAAUGGUUUGACUGGAUCGUGAGGAGCAUCGAUGUGUCUGUUGAUCUAAUAGUUUAUCUCCGGACCACUCCUGAGACUUGCUAUCAGAGACUACAGAUGAGAUGCAGAGAAGAAGAGAAGGUCAUUCCUCUGGAGUACCUGGAAGCAAUUCACCAUUGCUAUGAAGAGUGGCUGGUCACUGGCAGUCUUUUCCCAGUUGCAGCCCCUGUACUGGUAAUUGAGGCUGACCAGAACUUGGAGAAAAUGCUAGAACUCUUUGAACAAAACCGGGUCCGGAUAUUAACCCCAGAGAAUUGGAAGCAUGGCUCCUAGGAUGGGAACAGUCUACAGGACCACACCAGGAAAAUGGCUGCAGGCCCAAGUCAGCUCUUAGGAAAAAUCUCCUCUCUGGAGGUCCUUUUCUUAGCCAGAUUUAUUUUCCUAAUAGCCUUUUCUCUUCAUCAAAGGGCCAAUUUUUUUGUUACAUCCUUUUUAUGUUUACAGUGCACAUUCCUCCUUUGCCCCUUCUGGUAACUUACUGCUGCGAGAGGCCCACUGAAACCCUUAGGAUGAGAACCUGCUGUAUCCUUGGUGUCAUACAGGGUGCUGUGUACCAGGCCUCCAGGAGGGGUUGCACAUGUAUGUGUGCAUGUAGCAGUCUUCUAAUUCCAUGCAAGGAUUUGAAGCUCAGAGGUGCAGGGACUCCCCAGGUCACACAGUGUGUAAUAGAGCUGGCACCAUUCAGACUCCGGGCCCAGCUGACUUUCUGCUGAAGUGCUCCCAUAGCUCUUCAGACCCUCACAUCUUUGUGUGGAGAGCUGGCAGUAUGUCGAUUCCAUUGCAUCUUCUUAUCAUUGAGCAAUUAUCAAGGGCAGUCAACAUUUCUAGCCUUUGCAAAGCUGUGCUAUUUGGCCUGAGCCCAGUGCUUGUGGAAUCCUGGCACAAGGCUGUAAGAGUCUGUUCCCUUGGCAUCUGGAUCCUGGUGAUCGCAGGAGAAUCCCAUGCUGGCUCAGGGAUGGUCCCCAGUGUCCUUGGGGAUGAAGAUCCUGCUUGAACUGCUGCCAGUUCCACAUCAGGGAAGUAGCAUUUGGGGCCUGGAUGCUCUGCUCUGUGCUUAGCGGGACCGUGGGCAGCCAGCCUGGCUUCUGAGGCUCCCUCCUUCUGUCCUUGUGUGGGAAGCGUUGUCCUUGGAAUCACUGAGUAUUUGUGCCCCAAGGAGAGAGCCACAAGUAGCCUUAGGUCUUUGGAAGUUUUUUUUUUUUUUUAAAUCCUUGGGCAUAUCUUGGGCCAUAGAGCAUAAGUCUGCAUUGGAUCAGAAAACAGCUCCAUUCAGCUGUUCACUACUCUGAAAGUGCAGCUUUUAACUGCUUCUUGAGUCAACUGAGAAGUGAAAGGCAGAAAGAACAUUACCUUCAUGGCAGCAAGGACAGGAAAGUCAGGUUUGCAAACAAAGGUUCUCAAAGUGUGGCUGCUCUGGACAUUCUGGAGGUGGGUGAAGGGCAGCUCAGGACGACUGAUACAGACAUGGGAAGGAUUCUUGUGACUCUGGAAACGUGCCAUGUGCUCCACCCUGCCCCCACAAGAGUGGGCACCUGUAGCUGUGGUGCUCUGCUGCUUCACAGGUGCCCAGUGCCCCUGGGCUGGGGCCAGAGGGUGGCCCAAGAGAUCAAGGGCUCCAGUUCCUGGUCCUUCCUAUUUGAGCUCUUCCUGCAGGAUGCGGUACAGCAGCCGAAGGGUCUGUGUCCAUCGGCACCUCUAGCACAACACUGGGGAUAGACAAGAAGAUGGGAAAGUCAGGAGCCUUUCUGUCAGCAGAACUGGCAUGCUUGGUAGCAGUUUGAAGUAUUUAUAUGAACAACAUUCCAGUUCUUACCCCUUUGCUGGCUGUAACAUUCGUUUUGGGAGGAUAUGUUUCUCUUACAAAGUGGUAGCUAAUAAACCCUUCAUCUACA